UCUUCCUGUUUUUAAUGUAAACGUCACAGGUGCAGCUUCUGGCUGUCCCAGGUGGAUGCUGCCUGGACCGUUAUAAGUCUCCGCUGUGAAGACCGUGUCGGCGCCACUGAACCAGACCGUACCGGGUUAAACAUGUCGGCCAGCGCGGUGUACGUGCUGGACCUGAAGGGGAAGGUGCUGAUCUGCAGGAACUACCGCGGAGAUGUGGACAUGUCAGAGAUUGAACAUUUCAUGCCCAUCCUGAUGGAUAAAGAGGAGGAGGGAAACCUGUCUCCCAUCCUGGCCCACGGAGGAGUUCGCUUCAUGUGGAUCAAACACAACAACCUGUACCUUGUUGCAACAUCGAAAAAGAACGCCUGUGUGUCCCUGGUUUUUUCUUUUCUCUAUAAAAUCAUCCAGGUUUUCUCAGAAUACUUCAAAGAACUGGAGGAGGAGAGCAUCAGGGACAACUUCGUCAUCAUCUACGAGCUGCUGGAUGAACUGAUGGACUUCGGUUACCCUCAGACCACAGACAGCAAGAUUCUACAAGAAUACAUCACUCAGGAGGGCCAUAAGCUGGACACGGGGGCCCCACGCCCUCCUGCCACCGUCACUAAUGCUGUGUCCUGGAGGUCAGAGGGCAUCAAAUACAGGAAGAAUGAAGUGUUCUUAGAUGUGAUUGAGUCUGUCAACCUGCUGGUCAGUGCCAACGGUAACGUGCUACGCAGUGAGAUUGUGGGUUCCAUCAAAAUGAGAGUGUUCUUGUCGGGGAUGCCAGAGCUGAGGCUGGGCCUUAAUGACAAAGUUCUGUUUGAGAACACUGGACGAGGGAAGAGUAAAUCAGUGGAACUUGAAGAUGUCAAGUUCCAUCAGUGUGUCCGUCUCUCGCGCUUUGAAAAUGACCGCACCAUCUCCUUCAUACCUCCAGACGGGGAGUUUGAGCUCAUGUCCUACAGGCUCAACACACAUGUUAAACCUCUGAUCUGGAUCGAGUCAGUCAUAGAGAAACACUCACACAGCAGAAUCGAGUACAUGAUCAAGGCCAAGAGUCAGUUCAAGAGGAGGUCUACAGCUAACAAUGUUGAGAUCCACAUCCCAGUGCCCACUGACGCAGAUUCACCUAAAUUUAAGACCACUGUGGGGAGUGUCAAGUGGAUCCCUGAGAACAGCGAGAUAGUCUGGUCCAUCAAGUCCUUCCCUGGUGGUAAAGAAUACCUAAUGAGAGCCCACUUUGGUCUGCCAAGUGUGGAAGCAGAGGACAAAGAAGGAAAGCCUCCCAUCAGUGUGAAGUUUGAGAUCCCCUACUUCACCACCUCUGGCAUCCAGGUCCGCUAUCUGAAGAUCAUAGAGAAGAGCGGCUACCAGGCCCUGCCCUGGGUCAGAUACAUCACACAGAAUGGAGACUACCAGCUGAGGACGCAAUAAUGACAAUGGACAUCUUGGACUUGGCUGAAUAAAAACACAGACAAACCCAAAGUAUUUAUGGACAAAUAGACGCAAGAGCCUGACAAAUCGUCCACAUCAACAAAACAACCUCCUCACUAACAGAGUGCAUUAAGUUAGAAGGACAUGUACCCCCAAGCCAACCCCCCUCCACCCACUCCCCACUCUCCAGGGUGAGUACUGAGUCCCAAAAGCGUCACCAAGUUAAAUGUUAACAAUCUUAUUUUGACCCUCUACCUACAUGAACCAUCUCUGGACCUGGGGGAAUAAUCACAACCUUAUAGGCUCAAUUCUGGGAAAAGAGGCCCAUAAGUCUGUUCCACCUCCCGGCUGUCUGUCUGCACAGUAUCCAAGUUACCAACUGCAGCUCAGCACUCACACAUACCUGAAAAAACAAACCUGACUUUAACUGUUGUACUCGUUGAACAUUCAUUUAGAUUACAUGAUGAUUUUAUUUAAUAUGCUGCGUUUUAGGUUAGAAGCGUUACUGAAAAUAAUAGAAGCAUUUCAUUGUAUUUUUAGCUUUUAAAUAUGAUUAAAAUGAUUGUGAUAUGUGUGAUCAGAUAUCAGACAGUUGUGCAUGGAUGAAGAGAUAAAUUCUACAAUUGGUGACACAUGGAAAAGAAACUUAAUGAUGCAUUUACCUCAGCUUCUGCAUUGUAUGGGCGAUUACAGUUCACAUUCAUGUUUUGCAUAUUCUCAGCCUUUAACACAGUUUUACUCUUCAUUGCUCUACUACUAAUCUACUAAUCUAAUUGGCCGACAACCCUCUGUAACAAAGAGUUGCAAAGGCAAACAUCUACUGUGAAAUUUUUCCAUGUCUGGCAUCCAAUGACACUGUGUGUUUGGCUCUAGUAAAGAGAUUAGUGUUAUGUGGAUGGAGACCGUGCCAUUCUACUGUAACUGACUAACUGACUUUUCAACAAGCACAAAACUGGAUCUUGUGAACAACAUUGUCACUCCAGAUCCUU
This is a messenger RNA of Sphaeramia orbicularis (orbiculate cardinalfish), 2393 nucleotides long. RefSeq names its product AP-1 complex subunit mu-1. Gene Ontology annotation, cellular component: clathrin adaptor complex. Gene Ontology annotation, biological process: vesicle-mediated transport; intracellular protein transport. The coding region runs from base 133 to 1404 and encodes 423 amino acids. The record is from RefSeq and is a predicted model, not a curated record. Lineage: Eukaryota; Metazoa; Chordata; Actinopteri; Kurtiformes; Apogonidae. The transcript is spliced from 12 exons.